UGAGCUUACGGUAGUGGUCGUCGUCGGCAGUGGUGGCGGCGCGGGCGAUUGAUUUGCGCAUGUCAGUUGGCCGCCUUGGCAAAUGGCGGCACCUUGUUAUUGUCCCCCCGUGGCGUUCGUUCGUCGUCGUUUCGCGACCAGAUUAUAAUGUGCAAAAGGGCCAACGAUCGCUAAGUUCGGUGGUCAAUCUCGAUCAAAAGAUCCGCGGCUGACAUCCGAGGAACGCGGGAUCUACGGGGCGUCGCGAGCCGUGCAGCUACGCGUAAGUGUGCUAACGCAGCCCAAAGAGGAGUAGCAGCAGCAACAGCGAUAGAGCACCACAGGCAUCAGCACAGCUAGCUACAUAUACACACUCUUCAUAAAGUGACUUGAAAAAUAAUCCAGGUGGAUAUAUUGCUGGAUUUGUUGGUCACUAUUUGUGACAGAAGAAUCUCUCCAUACAGAGACACAAACAUUUGUAUAUAAAAGUCUCAAGACUACAUAUGUAGUUAUGUGAUUUAUCGUUGAAAUGGCGGCUGAUAGUGAUGGUGAUUUAAUCACAACAAUAAUAACUUGUGAAGGUAAUAUUGAUGAUCCAGAAUUUCCAGACAAGUUCAAAGUUAUUGUUGACCAACUUAAUUCCCUUGUCUGCGAAGAUAAGGAAAAAAGUUUGAUAGUAAACAAAGUUGAACCAUGGAACUCAGUUCGAGUCACAUUUUCUAUUCCGAAAGAAGCUGCUUUGCGGUUGCGAGAACUUGCAGCUCAAGGCUCAUCCAAUCUUACACAACUUGGGAUACUUUCAGUACAAGUAGAAGGCGAAGUGAUAUCGUUAACAAUAGCAGGCCGAUAUGGAGGUGAACCUCAAGAGAUAGUUUUAAAUUCAGGAUCAUCAGAAGAAAGUGCAAAUAAAUCUCAAAAUGAUUCUUCUAACUUAUCUAGUACAGAAGACAGUAGUACUUCUUUACCAGGUCCUAGUAAUUCUUCUAAUGUUUCAUUGGCCUUACGGAAUGUUGUUCAAAUUAUAUCUGCAGGUCCAUCUACAGAAAAACAACCCCAGUUUCGAUCCCCAAACGUUGUGGCGCCGACAGAUUGCGAGCCUAUUCCUACAUUUUUGAAUAAGCAGCAACCUGCAAAUCAACAAAAACAAAUGACAGCUUCGACUGCGUUAGGCGCUAAUUCCGUUGUUCAAUCUGCUGUUGCGAGUACAAGCGGAAGUACGUCGCGGUCGAGCUAUGGGCCAUUCCCAUUUGCUAGCAUGACCCAUGCAGCACAAGCAAUAAAUAAAAAUGCCCCUGCGGUAGCAGCUGUUCCUCAAACGCCAACGAUACCGCUCAAACACAGCCAACCGCCUCCACCUUAUCCGGCUGUUCAAGAGACCGUCACAUCUUCCCAAGCAGAUCAUACAGUACCACAGACGGUCGCUGCCAUGGGAACAAAUCAGUACAAAGCGCCGAAUGUCAUGGCAUCUAGUCCAUCGCCAAACACAAAUUCUACCUUUAUCCCAAAUCAAGCUUCCUCUCUUGGUGGUAACCAAGUAGCAUUGUCGAGUCCUCUUCUCGUUAAUUUGCUUCAAAAUGAUGGUGUGCCGUCAACUUCGACGAAUACUGAUGUUCAUGCAAAUAGUCAGCAACAGAAAAUGUUGCCUCCUGUAGUGGUAGAAGGUUCAACGAUGGUCAAUCGUAUACGUCCACAGAAAAAACCAACAGUACGAAGGAAAGAACCUUCACCACCAACGAGUCUUGACACUUUGCGAACUGAAGACCUCAUUGUUUCGAGUGCGCCUCUCGUCGCUGAGCUAGGCCAUGGUCCUUCAGCUUUUGCUACGGUUAAUACUCACGCUCAAGUACAAACACCACAGAAAUUCCCUGUGAGACAAGAAGUGGCAUAUAAACCUGUCCAAAGUGUAAAUCAAAUGACUAAUAGUACUCCUGUUGUAUCCACUCCUGUUCACGUGAGCGUUUCUGUGCAACAAACUCAAUCUCAACCUCAGCAAGUCCAACAACAGUCUCAACAACAAAUGCAAAUACAAGGUUCAGCUGCUAAAAUUCCUGUGAAUGGUCAACCGGCUAAAACACAGGUGUAUCAAAGGCCGUCUCAACCUCAACAAAGUAUAGCUGUUCAACAGCAACCAGUUGUUGGAUCCCAACCGAUGCAAGUAUCUUCUUUGAAUCAAAGUGGACAACAAAUUGUACAGCAACAGCAUCCUGUGGUUCAACAAACUACUGUGGGAGCUAAUGUCAAUCAACAAAGAAUGGUUCAAAUUGGAGUGCAGCAGGCAAGACAAACAAUGCAGUCAGUCAGUACAACAGUGAACCAACAAACGACUCAACAGUACUCUCGGCCGCAGGUACAGAUACAACAGCAGACGGUGCAGCAACCGCAACCAGUGCAAAAUACAGUUCAGCCUGUUGUCGCAAAUCAGCAAUCUCAGCCUGCUUACCAACAGCAUACUAAUAUUCAGCAGCAACUUCACCAUAAUCAAGUAAAAAACGUCAAUGUCAAUCAGGGAUCGACGAAUGAAUUUCGUUAUGGUCAAAGUCAAAACAUAUUGAGUCGAAAUCCUCAGGAAGUCAACGGGACUCAAUUACCCACGUCAGGCCAAAACAUUCCCAACACAACUUCAUCAACUACUAUACAUUCGGCUUCCACCGGUGCCUUUGCUCAGACAAGCACAAAUGUGUCGCUGAGCCUCCCUACAAAUUCUACCAAUGUUUCCGUAUCAACUACUGUAGUUACUACCACUUCAGUAAGCUCACCUGUUCAAGCAUCCGUUAAUACGUCUUCGACAUCGUUAACAACAAAUUCAGCCAGUUCGACGUCAUCAACGGAUAUUGAAUUGACGUCGUCAGGAAAACCUCGUCAAUAUUUAAUUAAUCCAUUGACUGGCAUGAUGGAACCAAUGCCGAGCGAGUCUUCUGAGUCUGAACCUGAAAGUGCAAUAGAAAAUCAAGAUGAAUUUUUCCCCCUGCCUUCACCAUCAAAUGAUCGAUCGAAUUCGGUAUUUUCUGAUGACGAUGCGGACAGUAAUUUAUCAAAACGUAAUGAUGCAAUUAAUACUGAUCAAUCUGAUUCGGAAAAUGCAGCUAAAUCCACUGCAAGUGAAAACAGUCUCAAACUCAAUAGGAUAAAAUCUAGUAGAGACAGUCCUAUGCCGACUGAAAAAAUCAAAUUGAGAUUGAAGCUUGAAAAGUCAGAGCCAGUGAUGCCAGCAUACAAAGUUGAUGUAUCGUUUGUUAAUGCAUCGCCAAGCCGUAAAGCUGAAAAAUCGUCCAUAAAAACAUCGCCUUCGUCGACGAUGUCAACUGCGUUGACUUUUCCCGUAACAAGCACGUCAGCCAAUAUGUCGCCAUCGUCACAAAGUUCCGGCGAAGAACCUCGGGUACCUCCUUUGCAUAUCUCUUUGAGAGGAAGAAAUGCAUCAGUAGUACAAAUUGGCAAAAAAGAAAAGAAAAAGGAAUUUUCUAAUGCAACUGUUGGUGGGAUUGUCACAGUUAGCAGUGCGUCUUCUUCGGGUGCAUACACAAGUGGUAGUGAUAGUGACGCUGGCACAAAGAAAAAAGGAAAAUUAAAAAAAUUAAAAGAGACAACAGAUGGAAACAAAUUGUUACAAAAAAAGACAUUCAAUAUGAUAACAUCGGCUACGACAUCGGCUUCGAAAACGCCCGUGGCGAAUGUUACAAUGAAUAGCUUGAGUAACGCGUUAAAAAUAAAUAAUACUGUUCAUACAAAUAUGUUAAAGGCUAAUUCUUCUACACAAGACACCAGUAGAGGAAGCAGUCCAAGCAGCAAUAGUGGUAGUCGUUCGCCGUUAGAGCUACAGCAACAAUUUGUGCAGCGACAACAGUCUCCGCAACAGCAACAACAGUUGCCUCAGCAGCAAACAUUGAGAUCUAGCCCUACAAAAGUUAUCGGUGACGUUGAUGAAGUUACCGUCAAUAGUAGAGUACCAUCUCCGCCCAAGCUCAAGACUUCGCCGCAAAGUCAACCAAUAAUCAAAAAUGUUAUUCAAGUGCAAUCUUCAGUGGUUGAACCAGAAUUAUCUAAUCAUACAAACGAACAUAAAAUUGGAGGAGGUAAGACGAAAAGAAGAGAUACAAAGAAAAAGUCGAUAUCCCCUGAAGGAAGUGGUGACGGUUUGCAACGUGAGCAAAACUUAUUGUCAGGAGGUGGAUUAGUCGAUAGUCAGAUUAAGUGGCGUAAAAUUUCGUCAAAGGGUAGUGAUGAAAUUCCAACUACUUCACCACCCACAUCGACGGUAUCUACUACAACAGCAACUACAUCAAUAAAAUCAAUGGAGCCCGCACCUGCUGGCACCAACGAACUUAAUUCAUCCAUUAAACAAAUUACCGAAGUAAAACAAACAUCUACUGAAGUUGAAACACCGAGUAGAGUAAUUGGUGAUAAAAGUGUUCGGCAACCAGAACCAAAUGGUUUAAGAAAAGAUCUCGCCACCCAAGCAAAACGACGAAAAUUGAGUUUGCUCGAUGAGUCAGAUUUGCACCAAAUGGAAUCUCAAAAAACUGGAACAUCGCAGUUGGCGAGUCAGCUGGCAGGCUUGGAUCCGACUGUUGUUUCUUUAACUAAAGUUACGAACCCGAGUGUUACGAUAGACGAAAUAGAAAAAGUCUCAGCCUCUCCACCAAAGAAUAUUCUGCAGAUUACUGAUUCAACAAAUGUAGACAACAAAGUAUCUAUUAGCGAGAAAAAUAUAACGCAACAACCUCUGCAACAGAAUCAGCAACAGGUACAACAGCUGCAGCAGCAGCAAAAAGUACAACAGCAACAGAAGCAGCAACAGGUACAACAGCAUCAGAAGCAACAGCAACAACAACAGCAACCACAGCUCCAACAACAAAAACAACAACAGCAGCAGCCACAGCCCCAACAACAAAAACAACAACAACAAAAACCUCAAGUUUCAACCCAACAACCGCCAAAGACAAUCGUUGUACAACAGCAAAUUCAGAAAAAAGUCAUUAUCCAGCAACAGCAAUCGCAGUCACAAUCGCAACCACAAUCACAACUUCAACCACAACAGCAGCCACAACAGCAGCCGCAAUCGCAAUCUCAAUCGCAGUUAAAUAUUCAACUCCAACAACACAAGUCUUCAUUGGCACAAAAACAGUUACAACAAAAAUCAUCUGUGUCACAACAGCAGCUCAAAGCGGAUAUUGAAACGGCUAAACUUCUAGUUGGUAGUGGUCAGAAACUGAAAAACCAUACACUAGCAACCGUGGCGAAGAACGACAUCAGUAAACUCACACCAGUCACGGCCUUACAAGCUAAAAAACUUUUACCAAAUCACCAAAUUAUUAGUAAUAGAUCCACUCAAAUUGAAGCAACUGUUCAAAGAGUAACCUUAAUAAAAACUACUCCAAACUUGGAUAAAAUUAUUGAGCUACCAGUAACAAGCAAAACAGAAGAAUCAAGUUCAAAUGAACCGGAAAAAAUUUCAGUUGAUAAAAUAUCAACAUUGCCCAUAAAUGAUCUUGGUUCGACUGAAACGAAGGUAAAAGAAAAAUUAAUCGAAAAUCAAUCCAUUGAUGGAGUAGUCACUGUUCAACCCAAUAGCGGAACAGCUGCUGAAGACAGCGGAAUAGAGUCGAUGGAUGCCUUGUCGGAAAAAUCUCCUAAUCAGGGGGAAUCUCCCAUACAUAGGCCUACUGGUUCAUCAGUUUCACAAACAGCUUUAGAACCAAGUCCGCUUUCCACAGUACCUUCAACACGAUUAACACCUGAAAAAGAUAUUGUAGUAGCGUCUGUGAAAUCUACAGAAACUGCGAUAGAAAUCAACGAUGUGCCUUCCUUACCACUUGACAGUAGCAGUAAUUGUAAUAAUAGUUCUGGUGUCAAUAUUAAUUUAUCUGAAGACAUCACCGAAAAUCAUCUUGAUGAAAAACUCGAGCCGCAAACUGCAAGUGAAAUACUCGUCUCUGAACCUAGUGUAUCAACAUCGGAAGAUAUAAAGCCUGAUAUUGCUGACAUUUCGUUAAAAACUGAAGUUGAGAGUGUAGAUAUUACAUCGGUAAAAGUGGAAUCGUUGAAAGUUGAAGAAAUCAAAGUUGAACCAAUAGAUACAAAAGAGGAAGAUAAAAUUGUGAAAGUUGAAAGUAUCGAAAAAGUAGAAGGUGUGAACGAUAAUAAUAAUAUUAAAAAUAGUAAUUACAAUAAUCAAAAAGAAGAUCAGGAUACGGCAAAGACAAUAGAAAAUUAUGUUAGUGUUGAAGUGGAGACCCAUGAAGAAUCAGAAAUAGCAGCAAUCGAUGAAAUUCCAUCUAAAAUCGAAAUUGAAACGGAAGUUUACCAGGAGGAUUCAAUCAUUGAUGAUACGAGGCAGGAACCUCGGACAGAGUCUCCUGUGAUAGAACAAAAAGAAGUUCCAGUAAAAGUUGAGAUAAAAUUGCCAGACGAUAACCAAACAGAAGAUACUAAGAUGACGACCGAAGAACCAUCUAGUACUAGUGACGAAAGUUUGGCAACACCUGUAAGUCUUCAAAAGGCAACAGAAGAUCUAGUUACAAAAAUGAUUAGUGAGAAUGUGACCAGUAAUUGCGAAUCGAAUGCUCCUGCGUCGCCGUCAUGCGACGAUGAUCCUCAGCCAAUACGCAUUACACCGCCACUUUAUACGUAUUCCAACCCGGUUGUCAUGCAGCGAGACGAUACCCCAAGUCCAGCUCCUCAAACUUCCGGAGAAUUAGAGAGCAGCUCAGAGCCAAGUACUACAACCACUCCAGAACAGUUAAAGCGUAAGAGGAGGAGAAAACAAGAACUCGAGGGUCGUCAAGAUGUUAUAUGUAUCGAAGAAGCUGAAGAAACGCAAGUUAACAGCGACGAAUUUGUUUUAAAUAAGAAAGGCAAUAAUAACAAGCCAUCGCUACUAGAGCAACUGCUUAUCGAUAACGAUACAGCAACUCCUUCUCAAAUUGGGGAAAAACGAUCUCUGCGCACUAGAUCUCAAAAAUCGGUGGAGCAAGGUCGAGCUGGUAAAGUACAAAGUGAGAGACGGAGUAUAUCACCUUACGCAAAGCUGAAUACGAAACAAUUGGUGAAUCAAGCGGCAACCAAAGUUGUUGGGUUGACUACGGCCAACGUUUCAGCGGCAAUCCCAUCCAAAGUGGGCGGCAAACGUAGGCGGCAGGAAAGUGAGAGCAGCGGGACUUCCAAUAGUGAGGAACAACCGAGGACAGGUAAACGGAAAUGCUCGGAGAACGCAGCCGGACUUAUUAAGGCUUGCAUGGGCGUAGAUGAGAGCGCAGGAGGUCCUGUUAAGAGGCAACUCACUACUGGCAAGGAUGACACACAGGUCAAAAAGGGCAUCAACAUAUUGUCUAAAAGCAAAAAAGGGCCAAUGCUUGUGGACAUUGAGUCAUCUGAUGAUGAGCAUAAUAACGAAAAUCCAGUUAAAGCAAAAUCGAAAGUUUUGGAUGAAACCUGUACAGGAUCACCUAAACCAAAAGAUCAAAAAACUGGAGGUACGGGUGGUGCAGCUACGGGCGUCCAACUCAACGUCACCAACAGCACUCAGCAAAACAAUACAGUAACUCAACGUGCCCAGCGUUUGCUGUUGUCCAAACAGCAACAACAGCACGCUCAACAAGCUCAAUCUCAACAUCAAAGUGCUUUACAGCAAACGCAGCACCAAACAAGAAGCAAUAGUCCAAGUCUACAACAUCAUCAAACUACUGCAAGUAGUAAUCCUGGUGGUGGUCUAGUAAUGAAGGACCGUCUACGUGGCAGCAAUAACAGUUCCGAACCAGCUGAAGUCGCUGCCACUAGGAGAUCGGUACGUCAAAGCACGGCGUCUCCUCUGGCGGCUCCACCUGCUGGUAACACAAGAGGUGCAACUUCUCGCAGCAGUACUCUUGAGGAAGCCAAUCGCAGAAAAACCAGGAGUGGUGCUGCCGUUGCUGCAGGGGAUGAACCUCAGACCAAACGACGGAAAGUUAUUCGAGAUCCCAAAUGACCAUCGGAUAGUGACCUUGACAGUGAUUAGCUAGUCUCACUUGUCAAGGCUAGUCAACUAUUACCAACUGCUACUACAACUAAUUAUGUUCUUCACAUGUGGUCGGAUAACACUUGGUGAUUAUUAUUAUGUGUAAAUAUAUUAAAAAGCACCAAAUCGAAUUCAUCAUGACUUGUGAAACAACGGAUGAAUGAUUGCAGUUUUCAAAAAGAUUGAUACUGCAUUAUAAUUAUUACAAUUAUUAUCAAUUUAUAUUAUUCAUAAUUAAAUGGAAUUAACUUGUUGACAAUUUACAUAAAUUAUACUUAUCAUUAGAUGAAAUGAAAAUUUCUCUUAAGGUCAAUCGUUAUGAGAAAAUCUUUGUAAUGAUUGUUUGUUACUUUACUUAUAAUUCCGUGUUAUAAAAAUAAUGAUAUAUACCCAUUUGCGUUAUUUUUUAUUAUCGAAAUAUGUUGA
This is a messenger RNA of Trichogramma pretiosum, 8398 nucleotides long. RefSeq names its product serine-rich adhesin for platelets. Lineage: Eukaryota; Metazoa; Arthropoda; Insecta; Hymenoptera; Trichogrammatidae. Gene Ontology annotation, biological process: positive regulation of transcription by RNA polymerase II. The coding region runs from base 509 to 7942 and encodes 2477 amino acids. The transcript has 16 exons. Gene Ontology annotation, cellular component: histone methyltransferase complex; nucleus; transcription regulator complex. The record is from RefSeq and is a predicted model, not a curated record.